UAGAAGACAGAACCAGCUCAGGGUCCUGGGGGAAUGCAGGCCAUCCGAGUCCAUCCCGGAACUAUGGAGAUGGGACUCACUACGAUCACAUGGCCAGCAGAGACCUCGGCUCCCACGACAAUCUCUCUCCUCCCUUUGUCAAUUCCAGGAUACAAAGUAAAACAGAACGAGGUUCCUACUCAUCAUACGGACGAGAUUCCAACUUACAGGGCUGCCACCAGCAAAGUCUCCUGGGAGGGGACAUGGACAUCGGUACCCCCGGAGCGCUGUCCCCGUCCAAGCCCGGCUCCCAGUACUACCAGUAUCCCAGCAAUAAUCCGCGCCGGAGGCCUCUGCACAGCUCCUCCAUGGAAGUUCAGACAAAGAAAGUUCGGAAAGUUCCUCCGGGUUUGCCGUCCUCAGUUUAUGCUCCCUCAGCCAGUACUGCCGACUACAACAGGGAUUCUCCGGGUUAUCCCUCCUCCAAACCAGCAGCCAGCACUUUUCCCAGCUCCUUCUUCAUGCAAGAUGGCCACCACAGCAGCGACCCCUGGAGCUCCUCCAGCGGGAUGAACCAGCCUGGCUACGGGGGAAUGCUGGGCAACUCUUCCCACAUUCCCCAAUCCAGCAGCUACUGCAGCCUCCACCCGCACGACCGCUUGAGCUACCCAUCCCACUCCUCAGCCGACAUCAACUCCAGUCUUCCUCCGAUGUCCACGUUCCACCGGAGCGGGACCAACCAUUACAGCGCCUCGUCCUGCACCCCCCCGGCCAACGGCACCGACUCCAUCCUGGCCAACAGAGGAAGUGGGGCAGCGGGAAGUUCGCAGACUGGUGAUGCCCUGGGGAAAGCACUCGCCUCUAUCUAUUCUCCAGAUCACACCAACAACAGCUUUUCAUCAAAUCCUUCAACUCCUGUUGGUUCUCCCCCUUCUCUCUCAGCAGGAACAGCUGUUUGGUCUAGGAAUGGAGGUCAAGCGGCAUCAUCUCCCAAUUAUGAAGGUCCCUUACACUCCCUGCAGAGCCGGAUCGAGGACCGGCUGGAGCGGCUGGACGACGCCAUCCACGUGCUGCGGAACCACGCGGUGGGAGCGGCGCCCAUGGCCGGGGCCCACGGGGACAUGCACGGGCUGCUGGGCGCCCACAACGGUGCCAUGGCCGGGCUGGGCGCCGGCUACGGCACCGGGCUGCUCUCGGCAAACCGCCACUCCAUCAUGGUGGGAGCGCACCGGGAGGACGGGGUGAGCCUCCGCGGGAGCCACUCGCUCGUGCCCAACCAGGUGCCCGUCCCUCAGCUUCCCGUCCAGUCGGCCACGUCCCCGGACCUGAACCCGCCCCAGGAUCCUUACAGGGGAAUCCCGACAGGACUGCAAGGCCAGAGCGUCUCGUCGGGCAGCUCCGAGAUCAAAUCCGACGAUGAGGGCGACGAGAACCUCCAGGACACCAAGUCUUCGGAGGACAAGAAACUGGAGGAUGACAAGAAGGAUAUCAAAUCCAUUACUAGGUCAAGAUCUAGCAAUAACGACGACGAGGACCUGACCCCGGAGCAGAAGGCAGAGCGGGAGAAGGAGCGGCGCAUGGCCAACAACGCGCGGGAGCGGCUGCGCGUGCGUGACAUCAACGAGGCCUUCAAGGAGCUGGGCCGCAUGGUGCAGCUCCACCUCAAGAGUGACAAGCCCCAGACCAAGCUCCUCAUCCUCCACCAGGCCGUAGCUGUCAUCCUCAGCCUGGAGCAACAGGUCCGAGAACGGAAUCUGAAUCCAAAGGCUGCGUGCCUGAAAAGAAGGGAAGAAGAGAAGGUCUCCUCGGAUCCGCCCCCGCUGUCCCUGGCAGGACCCCACCCUGGGAUGGGAGAUGCCUCCAAUCACAUGGGACAGAUGUAAAAAGGUCCAAGUCGCCGUGUUCCUGCCCGGAAAAGCGAGAGACCACUUCCUUAUCCGCUGUAUUCUCUUAAAUCCCACAGAAACACUUCUCCUUGCGAAACCCCUUUGUUUUGUAAGAUAAGACAAGUCUGAGCAGUUCUGAAUCCCAGACGCAAGAGAUUCCAGCAUUCCCGAGGGAAAAAAAACCACAAAAAACCCACGGAACCCAACGAGAAAAAAACGAAACAAAAAAGUGCAACUUUUGGAGGGAUGACUCUCUUUGAACAUAUCAAGCAGAAUGUCCAACUUGGAAUUCCGAGACUGAAUGGCAAUCUUUUUCCACACUGUGGGACAAUGCAUUUGUGCCUAAAAUUCCUUGGUUUUUUUUGGGUUUUUUGGGUUUGAGGUUUUUUUUUUCAGUUUUGUUUUUGGGGUUUUUUUUUGGUGG
Pipra filicauda (Wire-tailed manakin) is the source of this 2289-nucleotide messenger RNA. RefSeq names its product transcription factor 4 (gene TCF4). Gene Ontology annotation, biological process: regulation of transcription by RNA polymerase II. NCBI's taxonomy places the organism in Eukaryota, Metazoa, Chordata, Aves, Passeriformes, Pipridae. The record is from RefSeq and is a predicted model, not a curated record. The transcript has 17 exons. Gene Ontology annotation, cellular component: transcription regulator complex. The coding region runs from base 90 to 1862 and encodes 590 amino acids. Gene Ontology annotation, molecular function: RNA polymerase II cis-regulatory region sequence-specific DNA binding; protein dimerization activity; DNA-binding transcription factor activity, RNA polymerase II-specific.